GUUGUUUAUGCAGGAAUAUCGGAGCUGGUAAGACAGGGCUCGGACAGCAAGGUCGUACUUGCCAUUCGCAAUGCCACACAGCUGGUGGACUUCUUCGACUAUAAUGUGGUAGUUCAGGGAGCCCAUGUACCUUCCUUCGCGACGAGCGAAUUCAUAUCCUAUUUACGACGAUAUGCGACCAAGAAUGGAGAGAAGAUAAUAGCCAUGGCCUUACCACAAACUCUUGCCCACAGAUGGCCAUCACUAUGCUCGUUUCUCUGGAAGGACCUUGAUGUCGUCCCUUUGGUGCUGGAAUGUAAGGACCAUUUUAGGCAGCAAGAUGAGCCCGGCGAGCUCGCUACGUUUUUGGGUUGGGAGAGAAAGGAGCUCGAUGAACAGGCGGAUUCAAUGGCGCGGAAAUGUUUACGGUCAUUCGGUAUUGGGCAUGUCCUUCACAAUCAUAUUUGUGCUGACGGGAUGGUGGAGGUUGACAAGCGCUUUUGUGUACACGUUGGGGACAAAGGAGAUUAUCAGGAGACCGUGCAUCCUGAUACAUGGAAUGUUGUCCAGAAAUUUGCAAAUGAUCUGAUAGAGAGGAAGAUCAAGAUAGCAUUUUUCAGUAUGACAUGUGAGGGAAAGCCUGAUGUGCAUACCAGACACGCUUUGGUCCGAUUCUCCCACAAACUUGGAGUAGAUACCAAAUGGUAUGUCCCGAAGCCACGGCCCAGUAUUCUUCGAAUUGUGAGGAAGAUGGAGUAUAUCAUGGAAGGCUUAACUGGACCGGAAGAAUACCUUGGAACGGACGACGAGCUACGGCUCCUGGAGUUCGCCUAUGAAAAUGCUAGACGGUACUGGUUAGCAGAAAACGGGCCCCUACGGCCUCGCUCAGAAGGUGGCGCAGACGUGGUUAUAAUUGAUAGCGCCCCCCUCUUGACAUUGGCACUGCUAUCAAAGCAAUGUGACCCGCAAAGACCAGUUAUUUUUGAAAAUAGAUCGCACGUCCAGCAACAGCGAUUGCUGGAGGAUUCGACAAGCCCUCAGACUAGAGUGUGGGAAUUUGUGAAAACAAGGCUAAAGCACGUCGACAUUCUAGUCUCCCAACUGCCUCGUGAACUCACACCAUCCAUCAUGCCGGAUAGGUGUGUCGGGUAUAUACCAGUUACAGUGGACCAAUUUGACGGGCUGAAUAAAAAUAUUGCGGCCGAGGACAUCACCUUCUACGGACGGGAGUUCCACUCUUUAUGCAGGGUGUUGGGAUCCUCUACCAUAUCGUAUCCAGACGAGCAAUAUAUUCUCCAUCUCUCACGGUUACGGCCAGGAGACGGAACUAUUCAUCUGCUCGACGCCUACGCCACAUUCUGCAAGAAAUAUAUGGAAGUGCACCAGGAUGCACCCCCACCUAAGCUGCUAAUUUGUCACCAUGGCCCAUCUAACAGCCCAGAAAACUCGCUCACAUAUGACCACUUGCUGGCACAUAUCAACACCAAAAUGGAGGACCUUGCACAUCGAGUUUGUAUUGUGCAGGUUGGCCCCCAAGACCAGAUGUGGAAUACUCUCCUUACGCAGGCUCGUGUUCUCGUUCAACUCUCCAUCGUCCAUGGAAUACCAGAGGUCCUUCUAUGGGCUCUGCAAAAGAGGAAGCCUGUAAUCGCUAGCAGAGAAGCAAGGCUAUUUUCGUUCUUAGACAAGAUGCAAAACGCUUUACUAGUUGAUAGUGGGGACAUCGACACUGUCUCACAACAUUUAUUCCAUCUUUUCACCGAUAAAGAACUCUACGCACGAGUCAUUGCAGAUGCCCCACAAAGACUGCCAGAUAACCUGACUACGGUUGGCAAUGCAUCUGCUUGGAUGUUCCUAGCCUCGAAGGUGUCCCGUCCGGGUACCUUUGAGCCAAAUGGGGAAGAUAUAGAUAAGUUAGCACGCCAGGAGGCAGGGCCGUAUACUUGA
Messenger RNA from Aspergillus nomiae NRRL 13137, 1926 nucleotides. Its product is annotated as heat shock trehalose synthase. The annotation marks the transcript as partial. The transcript has 5 exons. Gene Ontology annotation, molecular function: glycosyltransferase activity. The record is from RefSeq and is a predicted model, not a curated record. Lineage: Eukaryota; Fungi; Ascomycota; Eurotiomycetes; Eurotiales; Aspergillaceae.